Raphanus sativus (radish) is the source of this 750-nucleotide messenger RNA. RefSeq names its product 60S ribosomal protein L28-2-like. Gene Ontology annotation, molecular function: structural constituent of ribosome. Gene Ontology annotation, biological process: translation. Lineage: Eukaryota; Viridiplantae; Streptophyta; Magnoliopsida; Brassicales; Brassicaceae. The coding region runs from base 151 to 582 and encodes 143 amino acids. Gene Ontology annotation, cellular component: cytosolic large ribosomal subunit; ribosome. The transcript is spliced from 4 exons. The record is from RefSeq and is a predicted model, not a curated record.
UCAAUAUUAAUUAUUCAACAGAAUUAAAACUAGGGUUUUGCAGCGAGUGUGUAUAUAUGUUAACUCAUCGUCAUAAACUUAAACGCCGGCACAAGUCUCAUUCUCUCUAUUCCGCCGUUGUCUAGUUAUUCAAUUUGCUAGGAGAUCGAAAUGACAACAGUUCCAGGACAGCUGGUGUGGGAGAUCGUGAAGAGAAACAACUGUUUCUUGGUGAAACAGUUCGGUAGAGGCAAUGCUAAGGUUCAGUUCAGCAAGGAGAGCAACAACCUCUGCAACCUCAACUCUUACAAGCACUCUGGUUUGGCAAACAAAAAGACAGUGACCAUCCAGCCAGCUGACAAGGAGCAAGGUGUGGUACUUGGAACCACCAAGACCAAGAAGCAAAACAAGCCAAAGCUCUCUGUUAACAAGUCUGUCCUCAAGAAGGAGUUCCCGAGGAUGGCCAAAGCUGUUGCCAACCAGGUUGUGGACAACUACUACAGGCCUGAUUUGAAGAAGGCAGCGCUUGCUAGGCUCAGCGUGAUCAGCAAAGGCCUCAGAGUCGCCAAGUCUGGCCCCAAGAGGAGGAACAGACAGGCUUGAAGAAUCCUCCGCCAUUGAAUGAAUAUCUUUCUUCUAAAUAAGCUCGUUUUGAGAGUUUCAGACUGUGUUUGUAGGCUAAAGAUUAUUCCUGAACAGCUAAAAGUUUUGUUUGAACCACCAACCUUGUCAUCCUUCUAUUCACAAAUGAAGUUAAAACUAUUAAAACUA